ACUAGAUAUAAUAUUUAAUAAAUUUUUUGUUUGAUAAAAUUAUUGACAAUAUACUUAAGCUAACAGUUUGGAGUGUUUUCUUUUAUACUUAUAAAAAAAAAUGCAAAAAAAAUGUAAAAAAACUCUACUGUUUGUGAAAUUCCCAUUAGAAUAUACAAUAAAAUGUAUUCUGUUAAUUCUAGGUUAUAUUGUUUAUUUUAAGUGAUAUAAAAUUACAAAUUCUUGACAUUAUAGAUGCAACAAUAAAGUUACAAAUCAUUCUUUAUUGUUAACAAUGCUUUUUUCAUAAUUUUGAUUUCUUUUAGUGAAAAAUGAAUUGAAAUAAAAUGGGAAAUUGUUUUAAAGGAAUCAGUGAAAUAUUUAACAAAAGAAAUCAAACAAGUCUUGGAAAGAAUAGAAAAAACCUUGGGAGAAGAGAUAGCGAAAGUCAAGAUUUCGAAGAAAUUAGCAAAGGACCACCACAGAGCAUUUUGUUGAAUAAAGUAGAAUUAAAAGAUUCUGCUACAGAAACAGAUGAUAAACUUUUUUCACUUGCCGAAAAUUUAGUAAAUAUGAACACGAAUUCAUACAAUGAAAAAAUUCCACCAAUUCUCAGAUACAGAGACAGCAUGGACAUUAUUAUGGACAGAUUGAGAAAUUCGGAAAUCGAGUCACCAACCAUUUCUUCUUAUGAAAUCAAAGAUAAUGAUGUUAGUUUAUUAAACUUACAAUUUCUUAUAUAAAUAUACAUCGUAUAAAACUUAUCAGAGAAAUAUUUAUUUACAGAACAAAGCAAUAAACGUUCAAAUCGAUGAAGAAUCCGUCGAUCUUAACAGCGAUGAUAAUUCAAUAGUAGUAAAUGGAAAUAAUUAGUAUAAGGUGCUGGAAAAAAUUAGAAAAAUAAAUUUAUCAAUAUUCUCAAUUGUGCUUUUGUAAACUCCUUCCAUAUUAACUUUUACUAAUUUAGAUUGCUGUUAC
This is a messenger RNA of Centruroides sculpturatus (bark scorpion), 957 nucleotides long. RefSeq lists its product as uncharacterized. Lineage: Eukaryota; Metazoa; Arthropoda; Arachnida; Scorpiones; Buthidae. The coding region runs from base 327 to 722 and encodes 131 amino acids. The record is from RefSeq and is a predicted model, not a curated record. The transcript has 4 exons.